UUGAGUUGUUGAGUCACUACCCUGGCUGGUCUGCUGGAGGAGAUGAAGCAGAAAACAACAGCGGCAUCCUUGGUUGUGUAGCUUAGCAGUAUAUUUAAUAACGGGAGAGACCAAAAAGGAAACCCACAAUUACUUUGCCAAAAUGAUGGAAGAAAUUGAUAGGUUCCAGGUGCCAACUGUGGUCCACUCAGAGAUGCAGCCUCUGGACCCUACAGCCACAUCCAUCUCCGAAGGGAACUGUGAUACUAGAGAUGGGGAGACAGUGACAAUGAAUUAUAAACCUUCUCCACUUCAAAUGAAAAUAGAGAAGCAGCGAGAACUGGCUAGAAAAGGAUCUCUAAAGAAUGGAAAUGUGGGCAGUCCUGUCAAUCAGCAACCCAAGAAGAACAAUGUCAUGGCUAGAACACGGUUGGUCGUCCCAAAUAAGGGUUAUUCAUCACUAGAUCAGAGCCCUGACGAGAAGCCUUUGGUAGCCCUGGACACCGACAGUGAUGAUGAUUUCGACAUGUCCAGAUACUCUUCGUCAGGCUACUCUUCUGCAGAGCAAAUCAACCAGGAUUUGAACAUUCAGCUGUUGAAGGAUGGCUAUCGUUUAGAUGAGAUACCAGAUGAUGAAGACCUUGACCUGAUUCCCCCUAAAUCUGUGAAUCCCACUUGCAUGUGCUGCCAGGCCACGUCUUCCACUACAUGCCACAUCCAAUAAUGAAGACAGCGGCGUGAUCAGUGCUUCACUAUACCUGUAUAACUAACAGCCAUUGCUUCCUCCUGUGGUAGGACACACACAUCUUUGUGUUCAUGAAGCCAGGAGAAACCAAGAGCAUCUACUUUGUGGCUUUGGGGAGGUGGGUGGGGGAAUUAUAACCAGUCACUGAGGAGGCAACGCUACUACAGGGUUAGAGAAGAUGCUGAUGUAAUUGUGACCCACCUGGUGAAAAGGUCAGCCGAGAUUGCAAUGGCAACUGCAUUGAUCUGCCUGAUGAAAGAAAAUAGCUGGGUUGCUAUGAUGAGCAUCUGUACCAUAUUUCAAGCCCUGUACUUGAGAUGAGGGACACUGUUAAACUAAUCUCAUCCUUUCAAGAUUUUUUCAAUGUCCUGGAGUCUCCAUUAACCACAUCUGUAUGACUGCCAAUGCUUCUGUUUUAAUGUCACUUCCUUAACACUAGAAUUGUUUCAGUAAAAUGACAGGAUCCCAAUUCAAGAACUUUGCUAUGUGUAACAUUCAGGCACAGUUCAGUUUAUAUUUCAUGUGUUUGCUCCCUCAUCUGCCACCAAAUUUUUUUUUUAAUUAGUAAAGCUCAGACGCAUGAAAGUAACAGCACAGUCCUUUAAAUUCAGCUUAGCAAAUGGAGGAGACAGCAACAAAAGUGCAGAUAAAAUUGGAUGAGAUAAGCAGAUGCAGAUUUCGAAACAUUCUUUUGAAGUUGCUGUUUACAGUAAGGAAAUUCAUAUGAAACUACUGAAAAGUAUGAAACAUAAACAGAACUGUGUCUAAAUAUCACAUUAUGCAAAGAUGCCUGUAUUAUGUUUAAAACUGUGUUAUGCUUCACUGUUGUUUACAUGCUAGGGCACAUAGCACAAAUCAGUGAAAUAGCUUUAGCUGUUUAAUUUGUAAGAAUUAAAUGUUAAUAAGAAAUCUUUCUGUAAAAACCAAACUUAGAGAAAAACAAUUAUGUGUGUAAUAAACUGAACCACCAGAUUAUUUAAGAAGGUGCUCAUUUUGAGACCUUUGAGUAAGUGUUUGUUUGCAGUAUCCUUUCUAAAAAAGUCGCACUGUGUCUCAAAAUGAACACUAUAGAGUAUGGUUCAAAUUCCCACUGUGUAUUUUUGUGUUGUGUCAAGAGCUUCCAUAAGCGAAUAUUUUAUGUGGAUUGUUGGACAUGGCAUUGUUACUGUGGCCAUAUACAGCAACCUAUUUUAUUUGUGUGUACUCCAUUCUUAUAAAUCAUUUUGCCUGUUACUGCCUUCAACUCACUGCAGUACUCUUACAUGCUUUCCAUCUCCAAAAUCGUUAACUCUGUAAUGCCCUGUUCAUAUUUUAUCAUUCAGACUAAUUGAAAGUACACUCCACUUGCAAAAAGGAAAGUCCAGAUAGUUUGCUGUAAAACACUUGCUUCUGUAAGAAUUCUGCUGACCAUCUGUCAUCAGAUCUGUGAAAACAUUGUUGAGACUGGAACUGUUGCAUCAUGUCAGAGCUAAGGGAGCAACUGUUUUAUUGACCUAAUAAGUAGCAUUUUGCUCGUAUUAAUACUAUUGCUUAGAUCAUCAGUCUGCUCCAGGGAGCAAGCUGCUGUUCAUUUAAGAAGGCAAAGCAGAGAGCAACUCAUUCAGAGUCAGAGCAACUCAUUCAGAGUCAAAGGUUGUAACUUCCUAACAGUGAAAUUAAUUUUAAUGGAACGGGAAUAUUUAAGCAAUAAAAUGUAAGUGACCCAG
This is a messenger RNA of Protopterus annectens (West African lungfish), 2430 nucleotides long. It is a transcript of the gene FAM219A, whose product is annotated as family with sequence similarity 219 member A. NCBI's taxonomy places the organism in Eukaryota, Metazoa, Chordata, Ceratodontiformes, Protopteridae. The record is from RefSeq and is a predicted model, not a curated record. The coding region runs from base 143 to 703 and encodes 186 amino acids. The transcript is spliced from 6 exons.